AUGCUCUAUCAUCAGUCAAUCUUACAAGAGUUGCCAGGGAGUGACAUGACGGAGCCAACAAAGAUCAUCCACUUCCCUGCCACGCAUGACGGGAAAACCAGUUCUCCUGUCGAUUCGGCAGACAUGAACAAUGACAUGGACGAGGUUGUAGGAAAGAAGCAAAGAAACCCCACGGCGCAGAAUGUGAAAUUAUUCUGUGAUGACCAGGACACCGUGCACCUGCGCCCGAAUACAGUUUAUGUUCUUGUGGGAAAACCCGAGGGUGUCGCGAGUGUGCUUGGACCAUAUUUGCAGAACUGGGGGGCGAGGACUUUCGUAUUUCUGACCAACGAGAGAAAUACCAGCACAGACGGAAGAACAGUACUGGAUCAGCUUCGACAUACAGGUGCGAAUGUCGAAGUCUACACCAAUUGCUUGUCAAAUAUCUCCAGGUUGUCCAGCGUCCUUUCGCUGUGGAACAGAGACCAGUGGCGCAUUGGGGGAAUCAUCUAUGACAGGACCAUGGACAAAGACAUCGAGCUGGAUGACCUCUGUACUCAUGUUAUGGAAAUGAAGGCUCUUCACGAGGUGACAGCCCACAUGCCGCUAGAUUUCUUCGUGACAUUCUCUGGAGUCCAGCGAUCCGCCGAUGUGGAUGUACUUGCUACGCACCGCGCGGAACACAAUCUUCCAUUUGUGGCCACUUCCAUUGAUUGUUACUGUGAUCAAGAGGCUGGCCUCGAAAGCCAUCGUUCUAUGGGACAUUGUCCGUAUCUGGAUGAAGAGUCGAUGGUAUCGUUGAUCAAAAAUUGCAUACACUACCCAAACCGGACAACAGAGACCUGUCACGUCAGUAUUCCUGGAAAGGAUUCCAUGUUGUCUUCAGGAGAAUCAACAUCAGGAUUUAGUUCGGCCAGUGAAACCAAUGCAGGGAGCGACACGUCCAAUUUGACAAUCCCGACUCCGGCACCUUGUCACGAUCCCAAUAAUCACGACCUCGCGGAAGCUGAAGAAAUGAAAAAUAACACAGACAAUCUUCCGGGAGAAAUAUCAGGUGCUGCAACAUUUGCGGAUGCAACAGAUGCAUUGUCCGCAGCAAUGGUCUCCAAGAUGGCGAGGCUGCUAGGAACGGACGAAGAUGAAGUUGAUAUCGAUCAGCCACUUGGCGCCCUUGGCGUAGACUCCUUCAUCGCAGCCGAAUUCUGUAACUGGCUGAAAACGGAGGCAAAGUCAAACGUUGAUAUUUUUGAGCUACUAGGGGCAAGAUCCUUGGGAAUAUUUGCGGAUGAGGCGACGAGACGUUCAACCCUGCUCAGUUCCCGAGUACAGGAGGAAGUCAACUCUGCACGGUAA
This is a messenger RNA of Aspergillus tanneri, 1332 nucleotides long. Its product is annotated as beta-ketoacyl reductase. NCBI's taxonomy places the organism in Eukaryota, Fungi, Ascomycota, Eurotiomycetes, Eurotiales, Aspergillaceae. The transcript has 2 exons. The coding region runs from base 1 to 1332 and encodes 443 amino acids. The record is from RefSeq and is a predicted model, not a curated record. Gene Ontology annotation, biological process: secondary metabolite biosynthetic process; fatty acid biosynthetic process. Gene Ontology annotation, molecular function: fatty acid synthase activity; phosphopantetheine binding.